Coregonus clupeaformis (lake whitefish) is the source of this 579-nucleotide messenger RNA. Its product is annotated as SH2 domain-containing adapter protein E-like. NCBI's taxonomy places the organism in Eukaryota, Metazoa, Chordata, Actinopteri, Salmoniformes, Salmonidae. The coding region runs from base 1 to 579 and encodes 192 amino acids. The transcript has 4 exons. The record is from RefSeq and is a predicted model, not a curated record. Gene Ontology annotation, molecular function: phosphotyrosine residue binding.
AUGGCAAAGUGGUUCAAAGAAUUCCCCAUCAAUUUGAAGAACGGUACCGAUAGGAUCCGCUCCGCUUCAGAAUCACGCUCCCAAUCCAGGGGUAAACCUGGACAGCAGUCCCAGCAACAGCCCCAACAGCAGCAGCACCUGCGACAAAAGAGCUGGAGCCAGAAGAUCCUGAAGUCCUCUCCCACCCUCUCGCCCUCCCUUUCCUGCCCACCCAACAUCGGCCCUGAGGCUGAGGUGUGCCGGGUGGACCCCACCCUGCCCCUGGAGAAACAGAGCUGGUACCAUGGGUGUGUAAUAAGCCAGGAGGCAGAGUCUCAGCUCCAGUCCUGCAAAGAGGCCAGUUUCCUGGUGAGUAACAGCGAAUCAGGAACCAGCAAAUACUCCAUUGCUCUCAAGAUGAGCCAGGGCUGUGUUCACAUCAUCGUAGCCCAGACUAAGGAGAACGGCUACACGCUGGACCAGAGCAGCUGUGUGUUUCCCAGCAUUCCAGAGGUGGUGCACCACUACGUCACUCAGCGGCUGCCUUUCAACGGGGCCGAACACAUGACCCUGCUGCACCCUUUGCCACGCCCUUGCUGA